ACCGCGGCCACCGCUGUGGCCGCCAACGCCGCCCUUGCAGCGCGCGCGCACUGCCCAAGCGCCCACCGGCGCUGGCGGCACCCGGCCGCGCUGCCCGGGCCCCGCCGGCGGCUGCCCUGCGUGGUUUCCCCUGGGCGACCUCGGCGGUGGGCGGGUGCCCUGCGUGAGGGUGGCAGCACGGUUUGGGAUUUGGGUUGUUCUCCGAGGACGUCUCGGGCCCAGGGGCGGCCAGGUGCAGCAGCGCCGGCGCGCGGCGGGGGCGCGCGCGCGGUGGCGCCCGCGGGGGCCGGGCGCGUUGCGCCGAGGACGCGAGAUGCUGGAUGCACCCCCCCGCGGCGCGGGCCGCCCCCGGCGGCGUGGGGUGCGCGCCGGCGCGGGAUGCCCUGGCGCUCGAGGCGCUGAGCCGCCAGGAGUUCCACGUGCUCGUGCGCUCCAGGCAGUCCAUGAGGCGCACGGAGCUGCUCAGACAACAGGUCUCCGAGCUAGCGGAGGGCCAGAUCCUCGCGCUGGGGGCCCGCACGGCGGGCGCCAACGGCGAGUUUGCCGCAGGCGACGUUGGCCACGGGGAGAUCCUGUCCGACGGCAAUUGGGUUCUCAUCACCUGGCCGAACGGCACGCAGACCAAGACCGUGUGGCCGAACGUCAGCUGGUACGCUGGCAGGCCCCGAGGUGCGCCGGCGGGCGACGGCCGCGCGGCCGCGGAGUCCCCGACCGCUCGCCGCGCGGCGGCGGCCUUCCCGAUGACCUGACGCGGGCGGCCGCGCGCGCCGCGGGCGCGCGACGGCGGCUCGAAGCGAAGCCGAGGGGCGCGCGGCGCGCAGGCCGAA
Molecule: messenger RNA, 827 nt
Organism: Prorocentrum cordatum
Lineage: Eukaryota; Dinophyceae; Prorocentrales; Prorocentraceae
Source: the annotation of a GenBank genome assembly